This is a messenger RNA of Mercenaria mercenaria, 3817 nucleotides long. Its product is annotated as tRNA-dihydrouridine(20) synthase [NAD(P)+]-like. Gene Ontology annotation, cellular component: cytoplasm. Gene Ontology annotation, molecular function: tRNA binding; flavin adenine dinucleotide binding; tRNA dihydrouridine synthase activity. Gene Ontology annotation, biological process: tRNA dihydrouridine synthesis. Lineage: Eukaryota; Metazoa; Mollusca; Bivalvia; Venerida; Veneridae. Bases 1066 to 2712 code for a protein of 548 amino acids. The record is from RefSeq and is a predicted model, not a curated record. The transcript has 15 exons.
CACCUGGGGUUUCGCGUCCGGAUCCAUUCAGUCAUGUAGAAGUUAUGGCCCCUGACUUUGUAAAAAUUGGUCAUUUUAAUGUUGUGUCGUGCCUAGCUCCAAAAGUAUAUGACCUAGAGUCACAAAACUUUACAGGCAUGUUGGUCAGCAUGUGCAGUUGUGCACCUGGGGUUUCGCGUCUGGAUUCAUCCAGACAUAUAGGAGUUAUGGCCCCUGACUUAGUAAAAAAUUGGUCAUUUUAAUGUUGUGUCACGCAUAGCUCCAAAAGUAUUUGACCUAGAAUCACCAAAGUUUACAGGAAUGUUGGUCAGCAUGUGUAGUUGUGCACCUGGGGUUUCGCGUCCGGAUUCAUUCAGUCAUGUAGAAGUUAUGGCCCCUGACUUUGUAAAAAUUGGUCAUUUUAAUGUUGUGUCGUGCCUAGCUCCAAAAGUAUAUGACCUAGAGUCACAAAACUUUACAGGCAUGUUGGUCAGCAUGUGUAGUUGUGCACCUGGGGUUUUGCGUCCGGAUUCAUCCAGUCAUGUAGGAGUUAUGGCCCCUGACUUUGUAAAAAAUUGGUCAUUUUAAUGUUGUGUCGUGCAUAGCCCCAAAAGUAUUUGACCUAGAAUCACCAAAGUUUACAGGAAUGUUGGUCAGCAUGUGUAGUUGUGCACCUGGGGUUUCGCAUCCGGAUUCAUUCAGUAUUGUAGGAGUUCUGGCCCCUGACUAAUGUCAUGUAGUGGGGGCAUCUGUGUCCCAUGGACACAUUUCUAGUUUUGUAAUUACUGGCUUUUCUACAUUAAAAAUUAAACUGGCGAUGACUUUGUUCUUCAAACACUACUAUAUUGCACAUUAUUAUUCAAUAUUGGAAACUAUACAGUAAGCGGGAUGCUUGAAUCAUUAAAAAAAACGUUCCACAAAGAGACCCGAAUAAGACUGAUUCCAUCUAAUACCGCGAAUUUUCAACAGAAUAAGAAUAAUUUAAGAAACUUUAUUUUGUCGAAUGUCGUCCUGAAAAUUAUUCACCACGGUGCAGCAGUUCCGGGAAUUAUGGGAUAAAAGGACAACAACAAAAACAGGUGAAGGAUGGCUUCACUUGACUACAGAAAUAAGGUGGUACUUGCACCUAUGGUUAGGAUCGGUACCCUACCAACAAGACUGCUAGCUUUACAGUAUGGAGCAGAUAUUGUAUAUUGUGAGGAAAUUAUAGACCACAAAAUACUCAUUGCUGAAAGGAUUGAUAAUACCAUUCUUGGAACUGUAGAUUAUGUCCUGUCUGACUCAACUCUUGUCUUCCGAACUCAUCCUAGUGAGAAAGGAAAAGUUGUCUUCCAGCUGGGAACUGCUGAUGCAAAGACAGCUUUGAAAGCAGCAAAGAAAAUAGAAAAUGAUGUGGCUGCUAUAGAUAUAAACAUGGGAUGUCCGAAGGAAUUUUCUAUAAAGGGUGGAAUGGGUGCUGCAUUACUCAAGAAACCGGAGAAAAUUAAAGAGAUUCUCACCACCCUAGUACAGAAUGUUAAAAUACCAGUAACAUGUAAAAUAAGACUUCUUCCUGAGUUAGAAGACAAUAUAUCACUGGUGAAGAUGAUAGAAAGUACUGGUGUUAGUGCUGUAGGUAUACAUGGUCGUCUGACAGAGGAGAGGCCCAGACAUACUAACAGAAAUUCUGUCAUCAAAAAACUGGCUCAAAUACUUACCAUACCUGUUAUUGCCAAUGGCGGAUCAAAAGAUAUACAAUGUUACGAUGACAUAGAGAAGUUCAGGCAAUCCUGUGGUACGACAUCUGUGAUGAUUGCCAGAGCCGCUGAAUGGAAUACUUCUGUGUUCAGGAAGAAAGGGAAACUGCCUGUCAAAGAUGUAAUCAAAGAAUAUUUAAAAAUUGCUAUAGACAUGGACAACGGCUUCACAAACACUAAAUAUUGUAUACUGAUGAUGAUGCAUGCAGACAUGGACCAGCAAGAAGGACUGGACACACAGGAUUCUAAAUGCAUUGAGGAAAUAUGUGAAAUAUGGGGAAUGACAGAGUACAUGAAGGAAGUAAGGAUGGAAAGAAAGAAGAAACAGGAACAAGUGGACAGAUAUCUAGGAAUAAAGAAAAGAAAAACAGAAAAUGGCACAUGUCUUAUUGAAAUGCCAAUAAGAUUUAUCAAAAAAGACUACCCUGUUAGCAUCAGUCCUAAGUUGAAAUUGUAUGAAUGGACAAAGCGGAACAAAGUAGAUAUACCUCAGUAUGAUACGGUGGAGAGGAAAGAAGAUCGGUGUUACAAGUGUGUAAUGGAGCUAGAUGGGGUUAAAUAUACUUCCACAUUCUGGGAAAAGUCCAAGCAGUUGGCUGAGCAAGCUGCAGCUAUUGUUGGCCUGAUUGUCCUCAGAGAGGAUGAUGGGAGAAAACCUGGUAGUGACAGUCCUAAUGAUGAGGUCAUUAAAGUCUGGAGAGAGGAAUUCCAUAUAUCACAUGAUGAUGCUAUUUAUAAACAUAAAUCUGAGAAUUCUGGGAAGUGCUAUGAGGAUUUCCCAAAAUCUAAAUAUAGAAACUUGGAUGGAGAGUCUAGUGAAAGAAAUGGAGUUGACAGUGUUGAAAGACUAACAAUUAAGAAUCAGAGUGAUGUUAGUGGUGUAACUGAUAAUUCUUAUAAUCUAGAUAACAAGAAUCCUAUAAUUUCUCAGAAAGACAUUUCAAAUACUGAUAUGUCAGCUGAUAAAGUAACACCAGAAGCUGCUAUGAAUAGAUGAUAUCUGAGAGAUAGUAAAUUUCAAUGUAGUUUUUAUUUUCAGAAAUAUGUGAUAAAACAAUUUUACCUCCUAUAUGGAUUCAUUAAGCAAAUAUAUACUUGAUUGACUUUUUUCUUUAGCUACGGACAAGGCCACCUUGGCUGACCUUUCAUGAUUUCUCACUGUCCAGCCAUCUGGAAUCCAUCUGGUAUGGAUGAUCCUUGGAUAGGCAUCUUUCAAAGUUGUUUAAAUGGUUCCACUUGGCUUCACAAAAGGGCCAUCAGAGAUAAUUUAGAAAAAUCUUUGAAUGAGUCUCCAAAACCACUAGUCUGAUUUGUCAAAAAAUGUGGCCACCAAAGGUAGAGAUAGAAAACUGUUCAAAUGACAUCUUCUAAACAUGUGAUGAAAUAAUUCUUUCUCAGAAAUAUUUUCCGGGUGGCUGUAUACUAAGAUUUUUCAAAUGAUCCCAAUUUGUCCAAAAAAAAAAUGUCUACUAUGGCGUCAUGAUCAUCUUUCCUCCAUAUGUAAACAGUAGGAAAUUUGAAAUAUCUUCUCAUUGAAAACUGAUAGUCUGACUUUUAUAGUUUCACACAAAUAUUCCUUUAGUAACCUUACGUCUGUGUUGUUUAAGUUAUUUUGAUGGUAUCAAUCAAAGACAUAGCCACUAGGGGCAUAGCCUCUUCAUAUAUGUUUAUAAUAGGAAUUUUAAAAUGCUUGCCUGAUAUGAUAUAAAGUGUUCACCCUCUAGCAAAUAUUUUGAGUGGGCAAAAACAUGGCUGCCAGCGAACAUGGAAACUUUAAAAAUGUUCUUAUCAGAAACUUCUUCCCAGUUUUGAAAUAAUUACAGUCAAACCCAAAACAAACAAACAAACAAAAACAAAAUGUCCUGGUAAAUUCAUGUAGUAAAUACAUGCUAUAGUAUGUUCCCUUAUUUGUAAGGCUGACAUUUAUAAUAAAGUGAAGAUAGUUUAGUAAAACGAUUUUGCAUGGUAUGAUGCUCGUGAAAAUGAUGCGUUUAUAAUUAUGUUCAGCAAAGGGUUUUAGAAGAUUUUUUAAAAAUAUUUAUGCAAUUUAUGAUUUUAUGUGUUAUGAAGUAAAAGGAUUUAAUUAAAUCUCUCAAAAUCUU